AUGAAACAAGCAAAUCAGACAUUGCAUGGUUACUUGUUCGGAAAAGACGCAGCCCAAGCCAUCGAUUUGGAGCCUAAACCUGAUAUGAUGUUGCUUGAGUACAUCAGCCGCUUCGUCUCGCACCUCGACCAGGCCGACAAACUCCUGACACCACAAUCUCCUGAAUCUGCACUGUCAGCAAUCCAAAGCAUAAUAUCGAAAGGAACGCCAAGCAUCUUCGAUGUGGCCAGCGGAAUCGCAGAAGCCGGUCUCGUGCCACCGGACGUUAUUUCAAUCUUGUAUGGAUACCUCGACAGCGAGCUAAACUCACUAUCCCACCAAAACCCAGCCCCGGCCCGGAAAAUCCAUCCAAAGGCUGCCGGGGAUGCUCCCUACUCGACACUGGAGGAUACACUUCGAGCAGCAAUCUUCAUCCCAGACUCAUUCUCGUUCGGUCGCGCUAGAACACCUUUAGGCGACAGCAUUCCCAUCGACGCAGUAUGGUUUAACCUCCUUCGGGCAUCGAACGCCGAGUACGUUUCCCAUGCCAUAAACUAUAUCUCGACACUCUGCGCCGACAAACUCCUAGCCGUGAUAUCAUGGUCGCAAGACGGCCUAAACACCCAAUGGGCACUGAAAUACUGGCCCUCGACACGAGCAUUGGUGAAAGACUUCAUUGCCAUAAGCCCAGGCUUCCACGGGACACUGGUCCGGUUGCUCGUCUGCACAUCGCUGGAUCUGGUGCUAUGCACACCGUGUCUGUGGCAGCAGGGCUGGGACACGGAGUACAUCCGCACGCUGCGCGGCGACUGCGGCGACUCAGCCUACGUGCCCACGACGGUGUACUCGACUUUUGACGAGAUCGUCCAGCCAAUGUCUGGACCCAGUGCGUCUGCUAUUCUGGGUGAUGUGCGCCGCGUCGGCGUGACGAAUGUCAUCUCCUGUCGGCCUGCGCCACGAUGCCCGCUGGUGGUGUCUAUACUCACGAUGGCGUUCUGCCUGUCAGCAGGUGCUGGCGCGGGCGCUGGAUUUGAAGGAUCUGUUGGUACUGAGGGUUUGUUGCUGAUUGCCGUGGCCGGGUUGGUGCUCUACAAGCCUCAGGCGCUGGGGGAACCUCCUAUCAUGGAUUACGCGUCUUCGGAGUGA
Molecule: messenger RNA, 1125 nt
Organism: Penicillium canescens
Lineage: Eukaryota; Fungi; Ascomycota; Eurotiomycetes; Eurotiales; Aspergillaceae
Product: putative lipase
Exons: 4
Coding region: 1-1125 (374 amino acids)
Source: RefSeq, a predicted model, not a curated record